CUUGCAGGCGCCCGCCCCAGGAGAGCCUGCUGCUAGUUCAGGUCUCCUCACGUCUCUGGCGGGGCGGGAGGAAGGGGAUCCCUGCUGCUCCAGGCCGCCCGCAAGGAGGCAGAAAGCAGCCCCGUGGCCAUGGAGGUGCCGGCCGGUUGUGCUGACUUCCCCGACCUGAAGGACCUGGAGAGCAAAGUCGGACAGAAGCCCCCAGACGGGCUGCUGCGUUGGCUGCGGGAAGACCCGGCUGCUCAUCUUCUCCCCAGCAGCCCCAGCCGCGGCCUGCGCCAAGGACUCGGGGAGAAGAUCAAGGCGCUGAAGCUGGAACUGGCCUACUUGAGAGCAAUAGAUAUCAAGAUCCUGCAGCAGUUAAUGGCUGUGAAUGAAGGUAUUGAGGCAGUCAAGUGGCUACUAGAAGAGAAAGGAAUGCUGACCAGCCACUGCAGCAGCCUCACCAGCAGCCAAUACAGCCUGGUAGAGAGUCAAGAGACAUCUCGGCGGGGCAGCUGGAACAGCCUUCAAGACCCCAAUGACAAGUUGGAUAGUAUCUCCAUUGGCAGCUAUUUGGACACACUUGCUGAUGAUAUGGAUGAGUAUGGACAAGGCUCUGGUAUAGAGCCUAUGAUGACGUCCACACCAGGCAUACCAGUGGCCAGAGUUGAAAAGACUGACCCAGACCAGGCCCUUCCUACAAAGAUGUUAAUCAAAGAACAGGACAAAAGCAAAGGGGAUCAGGAGAAAGCCCAUAGUUUGGUUAAAAACCAAGGAGUUAGUGAGCAAAACAAAACUGCCGGACAGCCACCAGCAGUAACCAAUGGGGUUUUGGGCAGACGAAUUCCAGAGCUGGAGCAGGACGCUGAGGCUAAAUUCACUUCCGCAGUUGCAGAUACACCAACUAAAGGUAGCCCUGCAGCAAGAGCCUUCAGAAACAAAACAGUUGACUUGGAGAACUGCAAGUUGAACAGCAGGUUGUACCUGGAAUAUGAUGCUCAUUGGCAGUGGGUUCAGUCUCAAGAUGAUGUGACGUUCUUGUAGCCUGCAGGAUCUUCUGUCUAGAUUAUCAGCUAUAGAUUCAGGGCCUCUUAAAAAAAGUCGUUUGCACUUUUGACUUGAAGCACUACUGUUCUUGCCAAAAUGUCAGUUUUUGCUGACUAAGUAGGCUGGGUGGAACACAAUAUGUGGUAUUAAUCUUCUUUGAAAUGCCAUUAAUCUUCCCCAAAAUGGUGUCAUAUCAAGUGAUGGCAUAUCUCUGAGGGAGAAGUCCUAUGGCUUCCUAUUGUCACAUCCCUUAGCCUUGUGCAAUAAUGGAAGAGUCACCACUUUCUGUAGAUGUGUGGUCAAUAAAUUGCACAUAGCUGUUU
Molecule: messenger RNA, 1352 nt
Organism: Heteronotia binoei (common prickly gecko)
Lineage: Eukaryota; Metazoa; Chordata; Lepidosauria; Squamata; Gekkonidae
Gene: LURAP1
Product: leucine rich adaptor protein 1
Exons: 2
Coding region: 130-1026 (298 amino acids)
Biological process (GO): positive regulation of canonical NF-kappaB signal transduction; positive regulation of cytokine production
Source: RefSeq, a predicted model, not a curated record